AUUUAUAUCAACCUUUUCAUCUAUAUCUAUUCCAAAGACUGUCUAUACCAACGAGAGGGGUAUUCUAGUACUUUCAUAGAACCCUGGUUUUGAAAAACCCCUUUUCACCUGCUAUUAAACCCUAUCCUCUUGCAAGUUGCAGACAGUCAAAUUUUUUCUCUUUCAGCUUUCUUGUUCUCCAGGAAAAGAAUAAGCCAAGAAAAUGGCCAAGCGUCUGCUUCCACUUUUGAACCGCGUGCUGGUUGAGAAAAUCGUUCCGCCUUCCAAAACCACCGCCGGAAUUCUCCUCCCCGAGAGCACCACCAAGCUUCAGCUGAACACUGGAAAAGUUGUUGCUGUGGGUCCCGGUUAUCAUGACACGGAGGGCAAGAUUAUUCCGUUGAGUCUGAAAGAAGGAGACACUGUUUUGCUGCCCGAGUAUGGAGGUUCUGAAGUGAAGCUUGGUGACAAAGCGUACCAUCUUUACCGAGAUCAAGACAUUCUGGGAACUUUGCACGACUAAUUUCUCCCAUAUUAUUUCCAUCUCAAUUAAUUAUUAUGAUUAAUGAGAACAAUGUCUAGUUUAAGGUUUUUUGUCCUAUCGGUUAGUCUUUGGAUUGUGUUUUAAUGACUGCAGCAAAUCAGUGAAUGCUUUUGAUGGAAAUGUUUGGUUUUUAUUGGACUCUAUUGGAGAAUUAGUGAGCUGGAAUCUAAUUAUUAAAUUGAAGUAUGUUGUGUUUUUGUUGUUUGUGGCUUUUACUAUUGAUUUUUACAUGUAUGAUUUUUACAGAGAGUAUGAUACAUGUCAAAGCAGUCGAUUUUAUAGAAUAUUCACAGGUACAAAUUUGAUGUUUUUAACAUCCUUUGUUCAGUAUAUUGAAUUAAUACUCGCUUUUUAC
Molecule: messenger RNA, 878 nt
Organism: Striga asiatica
Lineage: Eukaryota; Viridiplantae; Streptophyta; Magnoliopsida; Lamiales; Orobanchaceae
Source: the annotation of a GenBank genome assembly